UUGUGAGCCAGGAAGGACCGCCUCUUCCGGUCUUACAGUUACUCUCCGCUUGGGCUCCAUGGCUUCGCUGGUUCCUGAGUGGCAUCGUCUACUGGCCCUCUCCUGGGCCUGUUUGGUUAGGCAGACCCCUCAUCUCAGAGAUCAGAAACAGACGAGCCCUUCUUUGUCUUGCAAACUGACUACAGUGCCCGGUAGAGGAAGCGUUCAAGAGUUUUCCAGCAUUACACCCCAAAAGUAUGUGCAGGAACCAGAAAACAGGACGCGUCUUGUUCAGUGUCUUCAUGGGGAACAGAAGCCUUGUGUGGAUCCUGAGUCCUUGGAGCCUGCAAAGGUCAUCCGUUCCCUCCAGGACAUGGGUUUUGCUGAAGCCCACAUUAACAGCCUGUGUAGUAUACAGCCAAGUGUCCAUCCUCAACAGUUGCUGGACAUAGUUUCAGAACUCCUACUCUUGGGGUUGAACCCAGAGCCUGUAUUUAAUGCCUUGAAGAAAAACCCCCAGUUGCUGAAACUGUCUAACAUGCAGAUGAAGAGGCGUUCCAGUUACCUUCGGAAGCUUGGCCUUGGAGAAGGGAAACUGAGGCGGGUGCUGUCCGUUUGCCCUGAGGUUUUCACCAUGCAUCAGCGGGACAUUGACCGAGUUGUGAAGGUCCUCAGGGAGAAGUGCUUGUUCACGGCACAGCACAUCACAGACGUUCUGCACAGAUGCCCCACUGUUUUGCAGGAGGACCCCAACGAGCUAGAAUACAAAUUCCAGUAUGCAUAUUUCAGGAUGGGACUCACACACCUAGACAUAGUCAGGACGGAUUUCUUACAGUAUUCAAUAACCAAGAUCAAGCAGAGACACAUUUACCUGGAGCGCCUUGGACGGUACCAGACCCCUGAUAAGAAGGGGCAGACACAGAUCCCUAAUCCCUCACUGAAGAACAUUCUCAGAGUUUCUGAAGCUGAGUUUUUGGCCAGGACAGCCUGUUCCUCUGUUGAGGAGUUUCAAGUUUUUAAAAAACUCUUGGAUCAAGAGGAGGAGGAGUCUGAGAGCCACGCAUCUGAGGAGGAAGAGGAGGAGGAGGAGGAGGAGCUACUGUGACACAGCACUGGGGUGUCAGAGGUCAUUCUCAUAUUCUCGAAGCGCUGGGGAACUUCACCUGGAUCUUCUCAAGCACUUUUGAUCCCAACACUGGUGUUUUGAUGGGGGAAAACAACCUGUAAUGACCCAUUGGAGAGACAGGUAGAUAAACCAAACCAAAUGAGGGAUGCUUUGUUGUGGGUUCUUUGGGAGGCCCUACUCCAUCCUAAAUAAAAGACUCGGCUGUCAAAAUCCAGGGAGUGCAACCCUUCCAGGUUGGUGUCUUUCUCUCUGUUAAAAUAAGUUGUGCUAGUUCCAAAACCAUGUGGAGAGAGAGGUGCCUUUCGGCUCAGGAGUACUUUGUAUGUCUAGGUAGUAGUAAAGAUAAAAUCAUGAACUUGUAACAUGAGGGUUAGUAUGUCAUAGCACUUUAUUUAAUGAAAACAAGUAGCAGGUUUCCCACACAAUAGGCAGCUUCUAAAUCCGACACCAUUUCCAGCCUUCUGACAUGUUGAGUGUACAGCAGAGUGAGAGGCAGUUGGUUAAGUUAGUAACAUGUCCUUUAGUCAUACAGUUGUCAGACUAGCAAAAUGCUUCUCUGUCAGUUGCUGACCCUUCCUGCUUGGGCAAGUUGGCCUUCAUGUUGGUUCCUGGCUGGUUGCCACUUCAAGGCCUCCUAUCUCUCUGGCUCUGUAGACUGCUAAGAGUGAGCUGCUCAGAGACCAGCACUGGGGAGCACUGGGCAGUGUGGAGUGUGUGCAGCGGAGCCAUGUGAUGUACUGGGACUAGGAUGAAGGUGAGCUCGAGGAGAGGCCUGCUUUGGUGGAGCUCAGGCUCAGAGGGCCAGAGAACUGAGGCCUCUUGGAAAGUUGUCUGUGCCUCUAUCUCAGGAAACUGCACAGGGUGAUGCAGAAAGCUUUUUGGUUAUAGGACCACAGUCAGGAGUGCUUGGUAGCAUUUUUUUCCCCAUUUGGUGACACUUAACAGUCACAUGAAUCCCAGUGUGGGCCUUGUGUUUAGACUGAAUCCAGUGCUUACGUGAGGAUGACCUUGAUCCUCCAGACAUCUGACAAUCUUUGGGGAUGUGUGUGUGUGUGUGUCAUGGCCUCAGGAUCUUGUGGUCAGAGCCAGGGAUGCUGUAAAAUAUUGUACAUUGCACCGCACAUGAAUAAUUAGGCCCACAAAGCAAUGCCAAAGCUGAGAAACUGCUCAAAGACCUGGCCCACAAAAGAACUGUGACUACAGCUAAUGUGGAUUGUAAAUGGACCUGAUGUAUUCAUUUCUGUCCAAAGUAGAGAUACUGCUGGAUCUGAGGUGCAUUUUGUGAGGAAUCAGCACCAAGGUGAGGCAGCUUUUGACUUACCUGGAACCUGACUGCAAAGAGGAGGGUGUUUACAAAGAAAAGCAGUCAUUCCAAGAUUCCUCCCCCCACCCCUACCCUCCACACACAGAGUUCUAUGUAAGGCAAGCUCAUUCCUGGCAAGGGUGUGUCCUUGCCUGUUGGACUCUCCACAGAAAGCAGGACGCAGCAAGCCAUCUUCUCUACCCCACAUCCCAUAGGCAGUAGAGAAGGGGAACGAAUGCCUUCUGCCUGUUCUUGGCUGUGGACAAAGCUGUUUGAGAACAAUGAUCCGUUCUUUGCUGCUUACUCUUCCCAUUUUGUGGCCUUGUUGUGAUCGCCACUCUCCUCCCUGAAUGUAGGGUAUGUUUGGCCUUGGGCUCUGUCAGAACUGACUAGAAUCCUAACUGAGCUCAGUUAGGGAACCUACUUAUCUUCAGUUUGAUUAGCAAAUGGUGAGCCCAACAACUCACGAUUACUUCUUCAGUCGGACACAAAAAUACAUCUCCACCUUGUCAGUUUGCUGAUUCCACUGGGACGUUUCCCAAGUGGACACUGACUGUUUUGAGGGAUUUAAUUAUUCUGUGUAAGAAAGCAGAGACAGCAUGUUUGGAAUGACGUAUACUAAUUCCUCAGCACCCGCAAGUCUUUCUCCACUCCAGUUGGAAGGAUUGCCCGGCAGCGCCACACUCAGCAGGCUGGCUCCGACUGGAGAUGGGAAUGUGGCAGCAUCGGCUUGGGGGUGAGAGCCCUGAGGUAUAGUACGAAGAUCCCAUCUACGUUUCCAGUGGCGCCACUUGAUCUUGCUGUUCACUGUUAACACUGUAGCUUAUGCGGUCUCCAGAUCUCUAGUGGGUAUCUAAGAUACAGUAGUGAGUUUUUUAUGUGACUGCCCCUCCUUGAAAAAGGAAAAAAAAAAAAA
Molecule: messenger RNA, 3324 nt
Organism: Mus caroli (Ryukyu mouse)
Lineage: Eukaryota; Metazoa; Chordata; Mammalia; Rodentia; Muridae
Gene: Mterf4
Product: mitochondrial transcription termination factor 4
Biological process (GO): mitochondrial transcription; mitochondrial ribosome assembly; regulation of DNA-templated transcription
Cellular component (GO): mitochondrion
Molecular function (GO): double-stranded DNA binding
Source: RefSeq, a predicted model, not a curated record